CUUGUGCUACCUCUGCAAAUUAUAUUCUCCGACCUCAUUUCGCAGCAAGCCUUCGUUCCCAACCACAACCUUCGCCGCCAUGAGCUGCUUCGAUUCCAUCCAAGACCCUUGAUAUUUCCAUAGAAUCCAAAUAAAUAGAAAUAUUUUGGUUUUCUUGGCAGCAGACAACAUCAGAAUUCCUUCAGUCCGUGUGAUUCUGCGACUCCUGAAAGUCGUUGGUGGAGAAAGCGGGUCUCAUAAUCGCCGCCGGAAGGACAAGCAUCUCUAUCAGAAAUUUACUUCCAUUUGUCUCUGGACUCAAUUUUUCUCUAUUUUAUAUGGAAUGUAAUUAUCACUCAGAACACAUUGAUUACAGUUUCUGUGAAUCAUGCCUGGCCUAUGCUUCUAUAAGUAAACAAUUUCUAAUGAACAAAAGUAUUCUUCUUUGCUGCAGUGAAUACACUGAUCUUACUCAUUUUAUGUUUUUGUUCGUGAUCAAUCAACCAUUAUCAGCGGGCUGUGUGUACAUUUAUGGGGUUUGCUUGCAUGUGCUCCUCAUGCUUGUUAUUGUUUCACUUGUCCUUUGAGCAUUCUGAAUCCUAAAAAAUCUUGCAUUUUUCACUCACAGAACAGCAUACAUCCUUAUUGGUCUUUUGGCUUUUGGGGCUAUAUUGGGUUUUCCUCUUCGAUGUAUUUUCUUGCUCAGUGGAAUGUUAGGGUUUUGGUGAUGUACUAUUUAAGACGGUAAUUGGGUGUUUUUGAGCGAGGACUUGUGUAAUCUGUGAGAAACUAUGCUGCGUAUAUGACUGAAAUCAUUGAUAGAAUAAAAUCAAGGAGCCCUUCUUCGCUUGUGUGCAAAAAGAGUUUGAAAUUGGGAAACAGCCUCUUCUGCAAAGCAGGGGUAAGGCUGCGUACAUUUGGCCCUCCCAGACCCUGCAGUAGCAGGAGCCUUGUGCACUGGGUUGCUCUUUUUCUAUUCUCAAUUGCAGUUUCAUUAUGAUGGAUGGGUGGACAGUGUCGAGAAGACUGAAUAGGUUGGACCCUGUGCUACCCUUGUUUUCUCUGUCAGUUUUGGGCUGCAGAAUUAGAAAGCCUCUUGAAGUGGGUAUGUCGUAACAGGCAAAAUCUUAUAUGUUCUGUAUUGUGAGGGGGGUGAAGAAACCCUUUCAAUGCCUCCACUGGAAAAACGGUUAUGCUUGUUACUCAUGCAUGAAACCUUUUCUAUUACCCUAUGAAAGCGCAGUUUUACACAAAGUCUCCAUAUCCCAUUGUCAGGCGGUCAAAGCAGGAACUAUCACAGACACCUACACUGCCAACAACAUCUUAAAUUGGUACAUGAAAUGCGAAGAUGUAAAUCAUGCUCGCUAUCUGUUCAACGAAAUUCACCAAAGAGAUUCGGUUACUUGGAAUUCGAUGAUUACAGGCUUUGUAAAUCAAGGAGACUUUAAGACUGCUUGGGAGUUUCUGAAAACCAUGAAGAGAGGGGGAUUCACUUUGGAUCAGUACACCUAUGGAAGCAUUCUGAAGGGAAUUGCUAGUGAGGAUUGCCUUGAUCUCGGUUUACAAGUGCAUGCAGUCAUCAUUAAGACUGAUUAUGCAAAGAAUGUUUUCUCAGGAAGUGCACUUUUGGAUAUGUAUGCAAAAUGUAAGAGAAUUAAAGAUGCCCAUGCUGUGUUCCGACACAUAUCGGAGCGUAACUUGGUCUCUUGGAAUUCUGUCAUUGCAGGGUAUGCUCAGAUUAGUGAUCAUAGGACUGCUUUUUGGCUACUUUAUUGUAUGGAAAGGGAGGGGCUAGGCCCUGAUGAAGCGACUUUCGCUACCCUUCUUACCUUACUUGAUGACCCUGAACUCUAUAGAUUAACUAUGCAAAUUCACUCUAAGAUUAUAAAACAUGGGUGGGCAUCUGACACAAUUGUGUGCAAUGCAGCAAUCACGUCAUAUUCUGAGUGUGGAUCCAUUGAAGAUUCCAAAAGCGUGUUUGAUGGUAUUGAAGGAGCUCAAGAUUUGGUGACAUGGAAUUCCAUGCUGGCAGCAUAUGUUUUGCAUGAUUGUGGGACCCUUGCUAUAGAACUCUUCAUUAGAAUGCUAGUGCUUGGGAUUGAACAAGACAUGUACACAUACACUAGCAUUAUAAGUGCCUGUUUUGAGAAAGAACAGCAAAGCCAAGGAAAGUCCAUGCAUGGAUUGGUAAUUAGAAAAGGUUUCGAGCAAGCAAUACCAAUCUCUAAUUCAUUGAUUGCGAUGUAUCUAAAAUUUAAUGACAAGUCCAUGGAAGAUGCAUUAAAACAUUUCCAUUCUAUGGUCUUCAAGGACAGGGUCUCUUGGAACACAAUCUUGACUGGAUUCUCACAGAAUGGGUUGAGUGAAGAUGCACUGAAGCUCUUUGGACAGAUGCGAUCUGCAGACCUUGAGAUUGAUUACUAUGCCCUCUCUGCUGUACUUAGGUCUUGUGCAGAUUUGGCAACUCUCCAAUUGGGUCAACAGGUUCACAGCUUAGCCCUUAAGUUGGGCUUUGACUCAAAUGGCUAUGUUGCUAGUUCACUGACAUUCAUGUAUUCCAAGUGUGGGGUCAUCAAUGACGCAAGGAAAUCCUUUGAAGCAACCACCAAAGACAGCUCAAUCACAUGGAACUCAAUAAUAUUUGGGUAUGCACAGCAUGGGCAAGGAGAAAUGGCGCUUGAUCUAUUCUCUGAAAUGCAGGAAAAGGAGGUGAAACCGGAUCACAUUACAUUUGUUGCAGUUCUGACUGCAUGUAGUCACAUUGGUCUGGUAGAAAAAGGUUCAUAUUUUCUAAGAUCCAUGGAAGCUGAUUAUGGGAUUCCACUGCGUAUGGAGCAUUAUGCAUGUGGGGUUGAUCUUUUUGGGCGGGCCGGGCGUCUUGAUGAGGCAAAAGCCUUGAUCAAAUCCAUGCCAUUUGAACCUGAUGCAAUGGUGUGGAUGACUCUAUUGGGUGCAUGUAGGCUACAUGGUAACAUAGAACUUGCUAGUGAGGUAGGGAGGCACUUACUAGCACUAGAGCCAGAAGAGCACUGCACAUAUGUUAUUCUUUCGAACAUGUAUGGCCGUCUUGGAAGGUGGGAUGAAAGAGCUACAGUCAAGAGAGUCAUGAGGGACAAAGGGGUGUGGAAGGUUCCUGGCUGGAGCUGGAUUGAGGUGAAGAAUAAGGUUCAUGCAUUCAAUGCUGAGGAUCGCUCACACCCACAAUGUGAAGAGCUCUAUCAGAGACUUGGAGAGCUGAUGGAUGAGAUUCAGAGGUUAGGUUAUGUUGCAAGUGUUGAGUGUGAGAUGCAUGAUAUGGAUUAUGCAUGGAUGGAUUCUGAGUCAUAGAAUUGACCUCAAUCUUGUUAUGGAUCUUUAACUUACAUUUUUAGGACUGCCAACCAUGUAGCUUAUCCAGAUGCUGCAAUAGCAGCUAGUUUUCCCCCCUGGCUCGGGGAAUACAAUUUUUUUCCUUUUAAGGGAAAAUGUCUUGCAUGGCUCCUUUUUGAGAAGCCUCUCUAAAUGGUUCACAUUUUUUAGCCACAUAAUGACUGAUG
This is a messenger RNA of Macadamia integrifolia, 3515 nucleotides long. RefSeq names its product putative pentatricopeptide repeat-containing protein At3g25970. Gene Ontology annotation, biological process: RNA modification. Bases 1111 to 3306 code for a protein of 731 amino acids. NCBI's taxonomy places the organism in Eukaryota, Viridiplantae, Streptophyta, Magnoliopsida, Proteales, Proteaceae. Gene Ontology annotation, molecular function: RNA binding; protein binding. The transcript is spliced from 2 exons. The record is from RefSeq and is a predicted model, not a curated record.